AUGGACAAAACAGAGUCUCGAGCACUUCCGGCUAACGACGCGCGAAGUCACCUCGGUGCCAAACGCCCAGCUCCCAAAGAACUUGCGAGCGGCCCCAGCGCCAAAAGGAACAAAGACUCUCAUGACGAACCGACGGAGCUGGAUGUUAGCCCUCCUACUAUCGCUCAGUGGACCCCUUUUCCGGACAAACCUGCAGUACUGGAGGAGCUAAGAGGCGAAAUAGAGUAUCGGGUAGUCAACAAUGAUGGCUCUAGAGAAAGCACAAUUAUUCUCACAGGUCUUAAAUGCCUCUUCCAAAAACAACUUCCAAAAAUGCCCAAAGAGUAUAUCGCACGUCUUGCCUACGACCGUACUCAUGUGUCUAUAGCCCUUGUCAAAAUGCCUCUACGGGUUAUCGGUGGAAUAGCAUAUCGGGAAUUCCGAUGCCGCAAGUUUGCCGAAAUUGUGUUUUGUGCAAUCUCCACUGGCCAGCAAGCCAAGGGAUAUGGAGCACAUCUUAUGGCUCAUCUGAAAGACUAUAUCAGAGCUACUUCCCCAGUGAUGCAUUUUUUAACUUACGCUGAUGAUUAUGCCACUGGCUAUUUUCAAAAACAGGGCUUUACAAAACAUAUCACUCUCAAUAAAGCUAUCUGGGCGGGCUAUAUUAAGGAUUAUGAAGGGGGAACGCUGAUGCAAUGUUCUUUGCUUCCCCGAAUGAGGUAUCUUGAGGCUGGCCGUAUGCUCCUCAAGCAGAAGGAAUGUGUUCUAGCCAAGAUACGUAACUUCAACACAAAUCAUGUUAUCCAUCAGCCACCUGAGCAAUGGGCUAACAGCCACGGUGACAUUACACCAAUUGAUCCACUCUCCAUCCUGGCUAUUCGUGCAGCCGGUUGGUCUCCUGACAUGGACGAACUAUCACGGAUACUGCCACACGGUGGACCUUAUUUUAAAGAACUUCGGCAAUUUCUGGGCCUGAUCCGAAACCACAAAAGCGCAUGGCCUUUUACUAACCCUGUUGACAAAGACGAAGCCCCCAGUUAUUAUGAUGUCAUUGAACAGCCAAUGGACCUGUCAACGAUGGAAGACAGGCUGGAACUUGGGUUUUAUACUACUCCAAAAGGCCUUUUUGACGAUUUUACGUUGAUUUUCAAUAAUUGUCGAAAGUAUAACAACCCAUCAACGGUAUUCGUUAAUUGUGCAAAUCAACUCGAGAAGUACACGCGAAAAAUCGCCAAGAAAACUCCAGAGUGGCAGGAGUUUCUUGAAAAUAGUGCAUUCUGUUUUUUCUUUGCAAUUCGGUUCAUUGCUGGAUAA
Messenger RNA from Nannizzia gypsea CBS 118893, 1293 nucleotides. RefSeq names its product histone acetyltransferase GCN5. The transcript has 2 exons. Lineage: Eukaryota; Fungi; Ascomycota; Eurotiomycetes; Onygenales; Arthrodermataceae. The record is from RefSeq and is a predicted model, not a curated record. Bases 1 to 1293 code for a protein of 430 amino acids. Gene Ontology annotation, cellular component: histone acetyltransferase complex. Gene Ontology annotation, molecular function: histone H3 acetyltransferase activity; protein binding. Gene Ontology annotation, biological process: positive regulation of transcription by RNA polymerase II; chromatin remodeling.